Molecule: messenger RNA, 5103 nt
Organism: Blepharisma stoltei
Lineage: Eukaryota; Ciliophora; Heterotrichea; Heterotrichida; Blepharismidae
Source: the annotation of a GenBank genome assembly
AUGGAAGAAAAAUAUCAUAAAAAGGUCAAAAAUAGGCUUGCAAAAUUUGAGAAAAGCUCAAAAGAAUGAGAAUGAAGCGAUUUAAUGAAAUGGCUCCAAAGUCUCCAGCAGGUAGUUGACUCUUGUAAAGACUUUACACUUGAUGAAGAAUUGACAACCACAUUGGCGACUCGAUUGGCUCAAUGUUUAAAUCCUGGCCUUCCUCAAGGUCUGCACAGCAAAACUCUUGAAAUAUAUAAAUCAUUGCUAUCAACUGUGCAAGAUCAGUACUUUCAUUUAUUUUGUGCAGGCCUUUUCUCAUUCUUUCAAUAUUGCGCUAACAAAGAACAAUUUCUGAAUUUAAUAGAUAGUGUAUUUAUAGGGAAAAUAACCAAAAACAAACAUAUUUUAAGCGGGCUUAUUUGCUGCCUGAUAUCAGGGGCUGAAGAGAAGCAGGAAUAUUUUCAAAAAGUCGCUGAGAUUUUGGAUCGAUGUGCAAAUGUGAUGAAAUACGAGACUCAUGGAAUUCUUUUAUGGCUUUUACUCAAAUACAAAAGACAUAGACUUUCUGCUUUAAUUUAUUUAUCGAAAAGGCUGGAUAUCAGUAUUCAUAGAAAUCUUAUUGUUACUGCAAUACUUGAAGCUUUGACAGACUCAAAUAUGAAAGUGAAAAGGCAUGCAAUGGAUUUAAUAUGACUUCUUAAAAUAAAAAUAAGUAUAAAGAGAAUUUGAAAGAAUAGGAUCAUAAUGAAUGCCAUUUUAUGGAGAUUAUAAAACUGCUAUAUAAAAUCUUAUUUUCCUUUAUCUUCACCUAAUAUAGAACUUGAGCACAAAGUUUUGCUUAUGGAAGGGUCUUUACUCUUAAUGGAAUCCAAAGACCACACGCUAAUUCGAAGACUUUGGGAAUGAGCAUUUCCAAACGAAGUUGAUGAAAAGCAAACCCGAAUUUUCAUAAAUACGCUAAAAACAGCCCUGGAAAGAAUAUUCGACUGCCAUCACAAAUUAAUUCAAGCAGGAGCAAGUGAUGAGGUUAAGCUUAAAAGCAUGAAAAUUGUUGACGUACUUAUAGAAGAUGAAAGUAUGGGGGAUUUAAUUUUGGAAAACAUUGCCAUGAGCUAUGUUGGGCAUAUAGUAGAAGAUGAGAUUUGGAAAGUCAAGGAUAAUUUCAAUAAUAGAGUUUUGCUGAUUUUUAAGGAUGAAAGAACUGAAGUCUUUUGGAAAUCUUUCAAAAAACUAUUAUUAGAACAUCUAGAAGACCGAUCUGGAUUCUGCUUAAAAGUUCUCGAGUUCGGUACAAAGUACUUUGACUGUCCUCCAGACUUUGCGUUUUUGAUUGUGAAUGCAAUUUUAUAUUGCUUAUCAAAUAUUGAAAAUAAGAGAAAAGCAAUAAAACUUUGUGAUGUUUUGAAUGAGUAUCUUGAAAGCUUGCCUAAUGAAGGAGGAGCUAAAGCUGUAGAACUAUAUCUGAAUCUUGCAAAACAGCCUCAGCCUGAUAAAAACUUCCUUCUUCAGCUUGGAAAUUACUUGUGUAAACUAAAUAUGAUGGGCUUGAAUUGCUGGGAAAUAAUAAAAUUAAGCGAAGAUUUUAUUGGGUGCAACUCUGAAAUGCAGCUCAUAAGCUUGGAAAUACUAAUAAAUAUGAAAUAUACACAUAUGACAUAUGCGCAUUUGCACAUUCUUUGACGUCUCUUACAAUCAUCAUCUCAAGACACUGCAAUAAAGCUUUUAAUAAAAUCCUAUGACCACCUGAAGGCUGUAUGAAACGAAUCUUUAGCUUUGCAAUUAUUAGACGGAAAUAUUCACUUACUCCCACCCAUCCUUGAUCGAACGGCUUGCCCAUCGUUCGAUCAAGGAUGGGAUUAAAAAAAAUUUUUUUGGGAAAAAAAAUUUUAUAAUAAAGUAAAAAAUAUAUAUAUAUAUUUUUUUAUUUACUUUUAAAUAAGAGGGUUAAGAGUAUUUAAUAAUUAUUUUUACAGCAAAAAAUUGAAUUAAUUUCAUAAAAAUACCAAUUUUUAAUAUUUUGAUUUAUUAUUUAUUCUUUAAAUGUAUAAAUUUUAAUUUGUUCCUUAUUAAAUUAAUUUGUUUUUUAAAAAAUUAUAAAGAAUCUCUAUUUUUUAGAUUAUUGAGUUUUUAAGCCUAGGUUGAUGACUAAGUCACUUCGGAUGGUUGAUUCCGUAGCUUUCUUUCGUCUCAAAGUCUCUGAAAACAACUUCAUUAGGUACAUCUUCCCAAGCUUUUGAUAACUAAUAUAUUUUUUAUAUAUAAAAAAAUUUGCAUGAUAUGAAAAUCGUUUGAUCAAGGAUUCCCCAAUUUUUAGGAAUUUUUACAGUCAAUCGUUCGAUCAAGGAUGGGGGGGAGUUAAGAGAAAAAUCAAUAUGGCUUUUUAUCACCUUUUGAGAAAAAGCUGCACAAAGCUGGCCAGAUGAAAUGCAAAAAAUUUUGUUAGACUGCAAUGGGGUUUUUAUUAUGAUUGAUUUUUUAACUGAUGAAAGUCCAAUUAUUCGGCAUACAGCAAAAGAAUGAAUUAUUCAUGCUCAAUGCAAAGUAUCUUGCCUUAUUGACCCUAUUUUCACAAUAAUGUUUCAUCCUUCUACUAAGAGGACAAACAUAUCUUUGAAUUCAUAUAGAUACAGCAAGCUAUUUGAUGUGAACCGAGUUCUUGAUUCAUUGAAAAAAAUAAUUUCUCUUAUCAAAUUUGGAGAAGACGCAUUUAUUGAAGCUAUAAAAUCAACUGAGAUAAGUAAAUAUGCAAAAGACUGCAUCAGCUUACAUGAAGUAAAUGGAGAGACUUACUUGGAAGUAAUUAUAGGAGGCUCACUUCUGUUUAUUACAUCAGAAAGCGAAAAAAAUCCAAUAGAAAAUAAAGCUAUACAGGAAGUGGCGUGCGAAAUUUUGGAGCUGCUUGGUAAAGGAGUAUCAUGCGAUAUUGCUUAUAAAAUAUUAGAAACCAGUUUAUCCUGCUUGUACUACUCAAUAAUUUCUAAAACUUUUGUAUUGGAAAAUCAAUUACUUGUAGUCAUACAGACUGCUCUUUUUAACUCUGAAAUUGAAUCUAACCCAACUUUCUGCACUGAAAUUCUUGCCUCAUCUGUUUUCAAAGACUCAAUUUUGAAGCGACUAAAUACUGAAAACCAAUAUCUUCGUAUUUUAUGAAUGAAAUUUAUUACAAGAGUAAUAGGGUUCAUGAUUUGUUAUUUACCUCCACAUAUUUUAACUGAAUAUUUCGAAUCCUUACUUCACUCGUAUGUAAGUAUUAUUGUGGGUACCAAAAAUACUAUCCUUUUAUCAGGCUUAAGAUCACUUGUGCUUCAAAUUUUGGAAAUUGAUGAAACAGUCACUAUUAAAGCUUGGUGUCCAGCUCAAGUAAAAGAAAUGCUUUUUAAAGAAUUUGGGUGCUUGUUUUCACUUGCUAACUCAUUUCUUGUUGAAAAGGACUAUAAAUCUACAACUCGAGUUUUAGUGCAAAUUGGUGAAGAGCUGCGGUCUCUUUUUUCUCCUAUUUUACACAAAUACCCCAAGGAGUUUAUGGCUUCAUUAUUUUCUUUUUGGGUUUAUCAUAGCAAAUCGAUGAUGAAAUCAUAUGUCCAUUUACCAACCUUUGGAAAAAUCAUCCCAUUUUUCCAUAUGAAGCUGGAUAGUUUUUUAGAGAUUCUUUUAGACAGUUUAGAAUUAAUGUCAAAUGGAAAAGGAAGAAAGCCACAAUUUUAUGAAGGAAAAGAAUUAAAUAUGGCCCAUUUUUUUUAUAUAUGCUUAGAAAUCUAUCAAUCAGAUUCCAAUUUAGAGGUUCUUGAAGAAAAUAUAUGGAUUAUCUCAAUAUCUAUCAUAAAGCUGAUUAUAAAUUCAACAUAUAAGGAAAUGCUGGUUUAUCUUAUAUAUAUAUUUAACUCUCUAUCUAAAUUUACAAAAACUUAUAAUCCAAUUUCAGAUCGAAGAAUAGGGAAGGAACUGCAAGAUUUAAUAGAAAAUUUGUUUGAAAAAAUUGAAGAGGCGCUUAAUUGAGAUCAGGAACCUUUAAAGCUAUAUUACCCAGAAGAAAUCAGUGGAAACUGGAAAAAUAUAGGAGCUCUUGUACUGGGAGCGUUCUCGAAAGUUGGCUUAAAUGCUAUUUUGCUAGGGUGGCCUGAGCAGUAUGCUGAGCAAAGAGAAACUGGAAUCAUGACAAAAGUAUCGAAAAGGAUUUUAUCAGAGCUGGACAAGUAUUCAUGCGCUAUUGAUGCUGCAAGCUCUUUGCUCUGAGUACUUAUUAAUUCAGGGGGAGAAAGAAUUUUUAAAUCAGUGCUAAAAACUAUCAUCGAAUUUAUCACAAGCAAUGGAUUCUUCGAAGCCCUCAGUGUUUCUCCUUCUGCUUUUAAGUCGUGGACUAAAAUAAUUUCAUUGGCUUCCUCUUUCCAAAAUUCUUCUCCAGUGUCAAAUCUCUUAAAAGUUACAUUUGGAAAGCCACAAAGUGACUUAUGCUCAGCUCUAAGAAAUCUACUUACAGCUUCAUUGCUAAUCUACAGUGGUAACAAAGAUGAUUAUGCACAAUUUACACAAUCUUUAAACGAAAUGAUUGCUGAACACAUAAAAUAUGACAAAUUAAUCCCUGCUUGCUGCUUACUAAUCAGAGUGAUUUCACUAAAAUUUGAUAAUUUUUUAUUCAAAGAUAUCUGGAUUCAAAUCUGGCCCCACUUUCAUGCAACUUUAAUAUCUACGAUUCCUCAGAGAAACCGCUUGUUUUCGAUAUUUUCAAUACUCAGGCUUGUAGAUAUGUUUCUUGCGACUAAACUUCUGCAGUUCCAAGAAAUCAUGUGCUUAUAUCUGUUUGACGUCCCUGAAAUUGAACUCACAGAAGGAGUUUCAAAUGAUUUUAUGCCUCUUCUGGUAAAACCUUUUAUUAAAGGAUUCAAAGCAGUAGCUAAGAGGAUCAGAAGAGUUGAAGACACUGCAGGCGUUGGAAUUGUACUAAGCAGAAAAAUGCAGACUCCUUGACUAGAAGCGGAAAACUAUGAAGAAUUAGAAAUCAUGAUGAAAAAUUUAAUUCAGUACUGCAUGCUCUAUAACUCAGAAAUGAGCGAAACUGACUGGGAUAGUAUUUAUGAAGGUAUUGAAUAUGAUUUUAUUAACGUCAAUAGUAAACUCUUAUAA